ACAACUCCAAGAAGGUGCCUCAGAAGGUGGACCUCGACAAGAUGAGGUGUUUCUCCCAACUCUCAGCCUCCCUUCUUGCUCAGUGUGGUGAGUCAAUGUCGAUGGAUGCGAAGAAAGCAUUCUUCCCUCAUUUUCUUUGGCUACUGAGAGACGUGAGUCUCAAGAUGACUGACAGGGAAGGUAAGGAGCUGGCGCCAACCAAGUUUCUUCACACCCGGGUCCUUGCAUCUGAAUCGGGAGAGCUCACAGACCUGGGCAAGUCUCUAGUCAGUCUUUUCCCCUCUCUGGAGUGUGCCACUCUCCCCAUACCUUCCAUCAAGAGAAACAUCAUCCGCGGCAUAUUGGAACAGCGAGACAAGCUCAAACCGGCUUUCAAUGCAGCAGUCGAUACUCUGAUCCAGCAAGUCCUCCAGAAAGUAGCUCCAAAGAAGGCAGUGGAUGGGACUACUACAGUGACUGGGAAGGCUCUGGCUGCUCUAGCUGCAGGCUAUGUGGAGGCAGUCAACAGGCCAGGAGCCCUACCAGACCUGGACCAGGGCUGGCAGGCAGUGGUGAGGCUGGAGCUGAACGAAGUCUCCUACAAGUUGGUGAGGGAGUACGAGAGGGAAAUGGAGGAAGCUUUGGAAGGAAAGCUGCCAAUGGAAGAGAGACAUCUCCUGGAAAUCCACCAACAGACACUGAAGAAAGGCAAGGAGUGUCUGAGGCAAGAUAUUUACCACGUUAACCCUCUACACUCCAGUGACGAGGAAUCGCAACCUCUCCUGGACCAGUUGGAAGACGAAAUUGUACAAUGGAGCGAGUCAAAGGAGGAUGGAGAGGGAAAAGUGAGCGGGGGUCUUCUGUACCGUUUCACCACACAAAACUUCAAGAAAUCCAAAGAACACUGUGCAACUCUACUCAAUGAGCUUGUAAAGAAUAGCAAAGUACAAGAAAAGGUGAAUUUAGCCAUGAGAAACUCAGACCCUGUCGAUAUCACUAGAGAGGUGAGUGAGAUCGCUGCAGAGUACCAAGCAAGAGCUGUAGGACCGGCUGCUGGUGAAAUUCUGGAGACAGGGAUCUCCGAACUGAACCAACUCUCUGACAUCUUGAAAAAAAUUCCCGGACAGGUAUCGCGUGUAACGUUAAAAACUGGGAGAAAUAGUGUCAAACUAUACUGGGGUCCUCCAAAAAAGAAUCCUGAAGCAGUCGAAGAGUACGUAGUGUACAAGAGAGUCGAAGGGGGAGAGUGGGAGGAGGCUGGGAGGACCGACAAGACCAAGUUACUGCUGCUGUCGGUGAAGGUGUUCUUUUGGGUGCCUCAGCCUCUCUAUUUCUGCCCCUGACAAUACAAAAUGUGCAUAGGGCAUUCAAGCACAACGAGGACCUUAUGGAGGAGGAAGUAUCAACCCCAAAAUUUAUUUUGCUGGUGGGACUAAGUAUAGCAGCUCUUCCUGUCAGCAUUAUUUUGGCACCUGUCACUCUGCCUGUACUGAUGGCAGCUUCAACAAAACUUGUCAAAGAUGAUAUCACAGAGCCCGAAGAAGAUUCUGAUCAAGACGAUUGAUAAUAAAC
Molecule: messenger RNA, 1551 nt
Organism: Geodia barretti
Lineage: Eukaryota; Metazoa; Porifera; Demospongiae; Tetractinellida; Geodiidae
Source: the annotation of a GenBank genome assembly